This is a messenger RNA of Choloepus didactylus (southern two-toed sloth), 1192 nucleotides long. RefSeq names its product olfactory receptor 13A1-like. The record is from RefSeq and is a predicted model, not a curated record. The coding region runs from base 129 to 1046 and encodes 305 amino acids. Gene Ontology annotation, biological process: G protein-coupled receptor signaling pathway. Gene Ontology annotation, molecular function: G protein-coupled receptor activity; olfactory receptor activity. Lineage: Eukaryota; Metazoa; Chordata; Mammalia; Pilosa; Megalonychidae. Gene Ontology annotation, cellular component: membrane. The transcript has 2 exons.
AAAGAAACCACCCCUGGACAAGGUGUCAGGUGUGUCCGAGAUUUGAAGUUCAAAUAAAAGUCCCCCAUUCCUGACAAGGAAGAGGCUGGCACUGCACUGGCCACAGCACAGGUGAGCCAGCUCUGCCCAUGGCCAUUGGGAACGAGACAGAGGUGACCGUAUUCAUCCUGCAGAGCUUCACAGAAGACCCUGAGCUCCAGGCUGCCCUCUUCUGCCUCUUCUUCUCCCUCUUUGUGGUGGCCUUGGUCGGAAAUGGCCUGAUCAUUGCAACCAUACACUGCAGCCCCAACCUCCACACCCCCAUGUACUUCUUCCUGGUCAACCUGGCCAUGCUGGACAUGAUCUGCACCUCGUCCAUCCUGCCCAAGGUCCUGCAGAGCCUGGUUGCAGAGAACACCAUCUCCUACGGUGGCUGCAUCAGCCAGAUGUUCUUCUUCACCUGGUCACUGAGUGCGGAGCUGCUUCUCUUCACUGCCAUGGCCUAUGACCGCUACCUGGCCAUCUGCCGGCCACUGCACUGCGGCACCCUGAUGAGCACGAGGGUCUGUCUCACCCUAGCAGCCUUCGUGUGGUCUGUGGGAGCACUCAGUGCUUUCCUGCUCACCGGACUUGUCCUCCGGCUGUCCUUCUGUGGCCCCAACACCAUCGCGCACUUCUUCUGUGAAAUCCCUCCUGUCCUGCCCCCCACCUUCCUCACUGACAUCAUGACCAUCAUGGCAGGCAUGUUCCUGUCCGGGAUGAACUUCCUGCUCACCAUGGUGUCCUACGGCUGCAUCAUCGCCUGCAUCCUGCGCAUCCGCUCGGCAGAGGGCAAGCGGCGGGCCUUCUCCACCUGCUCCUCCCACCUCGUCGUGGUCACCGUGUACUACUCCACUGUUCUCUACACCUAUAUCCGGCCGGCCCUUGGCUCUGCUGGGCUUAUGGACAAGGUGGUUGCCGUAUUGUACACCAUCGUGAGUCCCACUCUGAACCCACUCAUUUAUACCCUGAGGAACAAGGAAUUCAAAGCAUCCCUUAAAAAACUCCUCUUCCUGUUCUCCAAAUGAUGCUGUGAGAAGAGGAGAGAAGCCUGACUCCAUAUCCUUGUGAGGGACAUUUGAGCUCGCUGGUCACCUUUGCAAGGCCCAUUCUCCAAGAAAUUUUUGCUAGGCUCUUUGCAAAGGACUCUUGUAUGCAUAGAACUGUCACUGUU